Messenger RNA from Phalaenopsis equestris, 966 nucleotides. RefSeq lists its product as uncharacterized. Gene Ontology annotation, biological process: cytokinin biosynthetic process. The transcript has 3 exons. The record is from RefSeq and is a predicted model, not a curated record. NCBI's taxonomy places the organism in Eukaryota, Viridiplantae, Streptophyta, Magnoliopsida, Asparagales, Orchidaceae. Bases 428 to 943 code for a protein of 171 amino acids.
CCCAAAAAAUUUGUAAAUUUUCACAUUUAUUAUUCGCUGCGUCCCCCUCCCCAGAUUCCUCAGAGACGCAUGAUGGUGUGUACCCGUAUCCCUUGCUCCGCUGUAUUGCAUGUGCCAUGUGAAGCUCCUCUCUCUCUCUCUUCCCCGCACACCCCUCUUCUCUCUCACUCCCCAUUUCUCUCUCAUAUAUAAAGCAAAACCCUCUCUCUCUCUCUUUCUCUCUUCUCUCUCUCUCAUCCCUGUCACCAACAAAGUCCCCAAUGCCAAACUGGCAGUUUUAAUUUCAGGAAGGAAUGAGUAAAGGACAAGAUGGGUCUGGGAUUUGAGUGCGAUUCUCUUCGUUUUUUCUGCAACGCACUCCCGAUCUCCAUCUCCACCCUCUCCUCCUGCUCUCUUCUCGAUCGCAUUCCAUCAAACAGUACUGAGAAUGAAGAAAGCUGGCGACUUGGAUGAGUUCAUGGUGGAGGAAGAGAGAUCCGACUCAGAAUGCUGCAGUGGUUGUCAAUCUGGCUGGACUCUCUAUCUUGGCCAGUCGCAGUCCCAGGAGAGAUUGACCACCUCUGCUUAUUGGGAGGAAGAAGACGAAGAAGAAGAAGAAGAAGAAGAAGUAGUAGAAGAAGACCAGUCAAUGCUCUCUGAUGCUUCUUCUGGCCCACCACAUGUCCACGAGGAAGAAGACAACAUUUUCUCCUGCUGCUGUGAUGAUGGAGAUGGCUGCCUCUGCAAUGCCGCUUUCCUUCCUCUAACUAAGAAUGGAAUCAAGAGGAGGAGGACUGAAGAGGAGCAGAAGGAGAAUAAAGAAACGUUUUUGGACGAUACUGCCAGCUCCACUCUGUUCACUAUUUCCAAGGGUUUAACAACCAGUACCUGCAGCAGUAAAAAGCUUCUGAUGGAAGACGAUCACUCCUGCUGCUUCUCUGCAACCCAUUUCAAGGUUUGGUGACAAGAAGGUGGGACGAAACUGAU